CCUUAGGCCAAUUCCUUCGAAAUUAUUCUCAGACGCAUUCUCUUCCUUCCUAUCAUCUCGCUGUUCUAGGGUUUCCUCUAUUCAAAUUCUUCUUGCGACUGUUCUAGGGUUUCCUCUCUGCAAAUCCUUCUUGCGAUUCUUGUUUGAUCGAAGAACCAGAGUGUGGAAUGGGAAGAAAUUAUACGAGGAGGAACAAAGAAAAUACAAAGAACAUGAAUGUCUUUCAAGUGGCCCAAUCGGGGGAAUUAAGCGAAGGAAGCAUUCCAAUUAUUAAGCUUGAGGAAGGGUUGCAGUUAAUUGAUAAUGGAAUUGCCAAAUUGAAGGCCUUUCUUGAGGAUCAAGCUGAUACCACAACCAGAUUGUUUAGUGGUGAUGACUAUAUGCACCUCUACACAACAAUUUUUAAUAUGUGUACCCAAGAUGGCCCUUAUAAUUAUUCGGAACAACUGUAUAAGCGGUUCAAGGAAUUGAUAUUGAGCUACAUUUCUGAGACGGUAUUGCGAUCUUUAGAAGAGAAACAUGGCAUGUUCUUUUUGAGAGCACUUGAGAGAAGAUGGUUGGAUCACAAACUAAUGCUCAAAUGGCUUUCAAGGUUCUUUCAAUAUCUUAAUCGCUUCUACAUUCCAAGAAAUUUUUUAGCUACCCUGGAUCGAGUUGGUCUAACAUGCUUCAAUGAUCUUGUUUACAGUGGACUGAAGCAAACCAAAGAUGUGAUAAUUAAUUUUAUUGAUCAAGAGCGUGAAGGAGCACAGAUUGAUCGAUCUGUAUUAAAGAAUUGUCUGUCCAUGUUCAUAGAGCUUGAGGUUUAUGAGGACUUUGAGGAAUGUUUGCUUGAUCAUACAUCCUCAUACUAUGCUCGAAAAGCUUCAAACCAUAUUUUGGAGGAUUCGUGCUCAGAUUACAUGUUGAUGGCAGAGCAAUGUCUGAAAGAUGAGAAAGAAAGGGUUUCUAGUUACUUAAGAUCAACCAGCGAACCAAAGCUGUUAGAGAAAGUGCGGCUUGAGCUUCUGUUCUUACAUGCAAAUCAACUACUUGAAAAAGAACACAGUGGAUUGCAUAUAUUGUUACGAGAUGCUCAGGUGACAGAUCUUUCAAGGAUGUAUAGACUUUUUUCAAGUAUAGACGAAGGGCUAGAACCAGCAUCUAUGAUAUUUAGAGAGCAUUUAAUUUCGGUUGGUACAGCUCUAGUAAAAGAAGUGGAUGAUGCAGCUAGUCAGAAAAAGGUUGAGAAAAAAGACAUUGUUGGUUUGCAAGAGGAGGUUUUUGUGCAAAAGACAAUUCAACUUUACGAGAAGUACGCUUCUUAUGUUACUAACAAUUUCAUGGGUCACCCUAUAUUCUGUAAGGCACUGAAAGAAGCUUUUGAGGUCUUCUGUAACAAGCAAAUUGCUGGCAGUUCAAGUGCAGAAAUUUUCGCGUCCUUCUGUGAUAGCACCCUUAAAAAGGGUGGCGGAAGAGAGAACUUAAGUGCUGAAGACAUUGAGGGGACAUUUGAAAAGAUUGUGAAAUUGCUUGUCUAUCUCCACGAAAAAGAUCUUUUUGCUGAGUUUUGUCGGAAAAAGCUUUCCCGCAGGCUCCUUUCUCAUAGAAGUGCUAAUGAUGACCAUGAGAGGUGUCUGUUAUCUAAAUUGAAGCGGCAAUUUGGUAGUCAGUUUACGUCAAAGAUGGAGGGGAUGGUUAAUGAUUUGGUCUGUGCAAGGGAUACUGAAGUGCAAUUUGAGGACUACCGUUUUAAUAACUCACAUGCAAAUCGAGGCUCAGACAUGGCUGUCACUAUUCUAACUACGGGAUACUGGCCAACUUUUAAGUCCUUAGAUCUCAAUGUUCCUGCAGAGUUGAUUAGCUGCAUCGAGAUGUUUAACAGAUUUUACGCAUCCACUACAACAAGAAGAAAAUUGACUUGGAUAUUUUCACUUGGUAACUGUAUUGUGAUGGGGAGGUUUGAACCAAAGCCUAUUGAGCUUAUGCUCACAACCUAUCAGGCUGCCGUUUUGUUGCUAUUCAAUACAUCGGAGAAGCUAAGUUUUAAAGAGAUUGUGUCACUGUUGAAUUUACCCAAUGAAGAAGUUAUGAAGCUGCUACACUCGUUCUCUUGUUCGAAGUACAAAAUUCUGAUUAAAAAGCCAGAAAGCAGAAUUAUCACUUCAAAUGAUACUUUUGAGUUCAACUCUAUGUUUACUGACAAGAUGAGGCGUAUCAAGGUUCCACUUCCUCACGUAGAAGAGAAGAAAAAGGUGGUUGAUGAUGUUGGGAGAAAUAGAGGAUAUGCGAUUGAUGCUGCUGUUGUUCGGAUCAUGAAGGGUAGGAAAGUUUUGCACCACCAACAGCUUGUGGGGGAAUGCUUGGAACAGCUAAGCCACAAUUUCAAGCCUGAUGUAAAAUUGAUCAAGAGAAGGAUUGAUGGGCUGAUCGUUCGGGAAUUCUUGGAGAGGGACCCUGAUAACUCAUCAUUGUACAGAUAUCUGGCCUGAUUUAGCCUUUUUUUUUUUUACUUCAAUUUUUGCAUCUUUUGGAGGAUUUUCAAUUUUGUGCUAAUUCUUCUUUUCUAAUGGUCUCUAAGGAUGCAAUU
Macadamia integrifolia is the source of this 2569-nucleotide messenger RNA. RefSeq names its product cullin-1-like. The record is from RefSeq and is a predicted model, not a curated record. The transcript is spliced from 21 exons. Gene Ontology annotation, cellular component: cullin-RING ubiquitin ligase complex. Lineage: Eukaryota; Viridiplantae; Streptophyta; Magnoliopsida; Proteales; Proteaceae. Gene Ontology annotation, biological process: ubiquitin-dependent protein catabolic process; protein ubiquitination. Bases 168 to 2471 code for a protein of 767 amino acids. Gene Ontology annotation, molecular function: ubiquitin protein ligase binding.